Messenger RNA from Fusarium mangiferae, 2577 nucleotides. RefSeq lists its product as uncharacterized. The record is from RefSeq and is a predicted model, not a curated record. Lineage: Eukaryota; Fungi; Ascomycota; Sordariomycetes; Hypocreales; Nectriaceae. The transcript is spliced from 4 exons. Bases 1 to 2577 code for a protein of 858 amino acids.
AUGUCGGGGACCGUGUCAUCGGGUCAAAGCCAAAUUGUUGGCGGCGCCAAAGAUACAGUAGGUAACGGGUCUCAACAGCAGUCAAGGCAUCGGAAUGAACUGAAUAGGUCCGGCCCUCGCGGCAACGACAGUCCGCUGCCAUGCAAACGUACCAGAACUGUAGGGCGCCAGGAGCGGAGCCAAUCUGAGGAGGCGGAUGACCUUGCCGACGUGCUGCGUGUAUUGGAGGAAGAGUUCACAGAAAAGGAGCGGCUAUCCGAUGACCAGAUAUGGUGUCUGCCUGUGAGCCACAAGAGAAAGGUGAAGACGGUCGAGGAGUUCUAUAAAGCGUUCCACGACGUGAGAACGCUGCCGGUCCUCACCUGUAUGUUCUGUUAUCGUAAGCAUAGCAGAGCUGAGUUGCAGUAUGCUGAUUGGGACUGGUGGGUGGCAAAUGCCAUCGAAAAGCGCGACGGCUCACCUUUCAAGUGCGUUCAGUGCUUCCCUGUAGGACAGAAGAUUCUCGGGUGCGCAGACUGCAUGAGACACCUGGGGAGAGCUCUCACGCCGGUCGAGGAGAAGCUGAUUGCGCUGAACUCGUGUUGCGGCUUCAUCACCAAGCACAGCGUCUCAGAUGGACACAGACAAGGAGUGACCUACCCGAGACAUGUGAAGGGACAUAUCACGGUGUUCCCAAACAACAUGCAGGAGCUAACAACGAAUGUCCUCCCACAUCCGCUCUUGAAAGUCAUGGAUGAUGUCUGUAUAUCAUGGCAGGGGCAGGAGAAACCAGCGCCGAGUGACCUGUCAACGUUACUAUCGGUGCGACGUAACGCCGUUGAGGAGGCAUUACUGUGGCCCAAAAAGUACAAUCCGUUGUAUGCCGACAUCGAAAUUGACGAGGCGGAAUUGGAUAGUUGGGAUGCGCCGUGUCACGGAGUGCCUUCCCCAGUAUUUGAUCGACUGGAACGGAACGAGCCUUCGGCGAGGGAGAAGAUGCAGACGGCGCACAUUGCCCCACCCGAAGAGCGCGAUAUAGACGGCCAUGAACCGGUAGAUAUCCAAGAGAUCAUGGCAUCUUUAGCCGAAGGCCUAAGCACAUCAGGAGAACCAGAAGUUGAUGACUUCACCUCUGAUGAGGAUGGUGACGAUUGGGUCGGUGAUAACAGAAAUCGAGUGGACGGAACAGAAUCAUCCGACAUGUUCAGCUUAGACGGGCGCCUAGAUAUCCCAGAGGCGGAGAAGCUACGGUAUCUCGUCGAGUCCAUGGGUGAGGUGGGGCCCGGGGAGCAUACACAUGGAAGUACCUGGAAAGGGUCAGCCAAGGUGAGGCACGGGGGUGCCGUCGAGCAUUACAUCGUAAUUUUUCGUGGUGAAGUCUUUGCAGAUUCCUUUGACACCUGGUUUCUAGCCAAAACAUUUCCCAGCUUGUUCCCGCUGGGCAAUGGCGGUCCCCGUGAGGCCGAAGAGUACUCCAAGGAUGCGGCAGGGCCAGUGCACCCUACUUUCGAGCUGGAAGCCGCUGAGCAGCACCUCGUAUCGUCCCGGAACAUGGGCUUGGAGGCUUGGCUGAAAAUGGUGAUCCAGCGACACGGCGGCCGCUUCGCAACGCAUCCUGUCUUUUCCUUUCUCGUUUUCAAUAUCGGCGUGCGGUCUAGAAACCGCCGUGUGAGCAUGGCAAGCAUGCGAAGGAGUGAUUUCCCGGACGUAGAACAUACCAUCCAAGACUUGACCGCGUUAAGGCUUGAGAAGGCGAGGGGAGAGCUAGAGGCUUGCGGUAAGACUGUCGAUCCAGACGUCAACCGGCUGCUGAGGAACCUGUCACUUUACGGCCACCGUCAGCCGAUGUCAAGGGAGAGCCGGCUGACGAUGCGGCGAAAGAUCAACGAUAUCACGAACCCGAUAAAGCUCAAGCUGGCUGCAUACCGUACCCGUGAGACAGGCGGAGCCGAAGAAUAUCUAGGAAGUCUUGAUCAGGCGCACAAGAGGGCUCGACUCGCGGUAUCGGAACCCCUCAGCUCGGCAAUCUUCCUCCAUCGGGAGAUCUCCAUGUUCUUCCAGUACUACGUGAUAGCUGGGAAGGAUUCGGUACUCGGGCGGGUUAGCCAGUACUAUGGGGCAGUAGAAGCCAAUGAAAGGGGCGCGCUCCACCUUCACGGCCUCCUCUGGCUGCAGGGUAAUAUGUAUUUGAGUUCCCUUCUCAGCGACGUUCAAGGAGAGGAGCAAGCGGCAUAUCGGCAGCGAGGAGGCACCGGCAAGUCUCGCGUCAUUGCUGUCGUCGCGGAAUUGUUCGUUCGUACAGAGCAAUCCUAUCGCCUGCUAUUGAUGGCGGCGUCCGGCACAGCGGCCGCAAACAUCAAUGGAAUCACUAUCCAUUCCGCUUGCAGAUUUUCUAAAGACACAGUUGUGAGAGUAGGCCGCGCCGGUGCCCCAGAUGGCUUCGCAUCGCCUGGCUCGGCAGCUCUCCGCAUCGACGAGCAGACCAAGAUGGACUGGCAGGAGAAACAGGUCUUGAUCAUAGACGAAGUCAGCAUGCUGGGCGCUCGGACGCUGCACGUCGUCAAGGAACAGCUCUGCAGAUUGAGAGAGUCUGCUUAA